This is a messenger RNA of Periconia digitata, 375 nucleotides long. Lineage: Eukaryota; Fungi; Ascomycota; Dothideomycetes; Pleosporales; Periconiaceae. The record is from the annotation of a GenBank genome assembly.
AUGUUUAGCCUACCAUCAUUCAAAAUACCGUCGUUUCUCGGUUCACAGACGGAGAGCGGCUCUCGUGUUGAUAUUGACCCUGUGGAGAUCCAUAAUGUCGAGACCGCGGCAGAUAAGCGGCCCAGAACAUUGAAGCAUCUCUUGAAGGCCAAUCACGUCAACCACUCAAUCAUCUAUCACAACCUCACCUUUCACAAUCACACACCUCACAUUUUGGGAUCGGCCUAUAUUCUAGGCGGGACGUCUGAGCACUUGAAUGCAAUCUAUGAAAAGGAGGAUGGAGAGCUCGAACCCUGGAAAGAUUCUCCCGGAGAAAUAUCACAAGACGAUUGGAGAGAGUUCUUAGGGCGACGAGAGUAUGGAAAUCGCCAGUAA